Molecule: messenger RNA, 964 nt
Organism: Rhinolophus ferrumequinum (greater horseshoe bat)
Lineage: Eukaryota; Metazoa; Chordata; Mammalia; Chiroptera; Rhinolophidae
Gene: POP7
Product: POP7 homolog, ribonuclease P/MRP subunit
Exons: 2
Coding region: 276-698 (140 amino acids)
Biological process (GO): tRNA 5'-leader removal
Cellular component (GO): ribonuclease MRP complex; nucleus; nucleolar ribonuclease P complex
Molecular function (GO): nucleic acid binding
Source: RefSeq, a predicted model, not a curated record
GUGCCCCGCCGGCGCGGCCCGGACGCCCGCCGCCUCCGACCCCCCCCGGCACGUGACCCGGGAGCCCGGCUCGUCACGUGACGCGGGGGCUGCUGCGGGCAGAUGGGUGGGAGGUGUCCCCGUUGUACUCCGCGGCUAUCCACCGGCACGUGACGCGCGACCAUCGCGACGGGGCCGCAGCUAGUGGCAUCACCGGCCUUUCCCGGUCGGACGGCUUCCUCCAGGAAGCCCGCCUGCAUUGAAAGAGACUACAAACGAUCUCGAGGGCACGCUGCAUGGCAGAAAACCGAGAGCCCCGCGGGGCCGUCGGGGCUGAGCUGGAUCCGGUGGAGUACACUCUUCGGAAGCGACUGCCUCACCGCCUGCCCCGGAGGCCCAAUGAUAUUUAUGUCAACAUGAAGACUGACUUUAAGGCCCAGCUGGCCCGCUGCCAAAAGCUGCUGGAUGGAGGGACACGGGGUCAGAACGCAUGCACUGAGAUCUACAUUCAUGGCUUGGGACUGGCCAUCAACCGCGCCAUCAACAUUGCCCUACAGCUGCAGGCAGGUAGCUUCGGGUCCUUGCAGGUGGCUGCCAAUACAUCCACAGUGGAGCUUGUCGAUGAGCUGGAACCAGAGACUGAUACGCGAGAACCACUGACCCGCAUCCGCAACAACUCUGCCAUCCACAUCCGAGUCUUCAGGGUCACACCCAAGUAACUGAAAUGAGACUGGCUUACUUUGUCCACCCACCCCCACACAGCUAGGCAGAGAUAUGACUCUCCUGGUACUGAGUACUGUCGUGGACCUCCUACCAGACCCACUUAAGAAAAAUCCUGUCGCCCACUUAAGAAAAGGGACUGAAUUGAGAGGGGGAGUAUAUCUCUUACUGGACCCAAGCAGCGGGUCUUCCUGAAUCUUUGUGGUCUGUAACCAUUGUCCUAGACAAUAAAAAGUAUCAGUUGUGUUAGUGCCCAGCCACCCCA